Messenger RNA from Amphiprion ocellaris (clown anemonefish), 4784 nucleotides. It is a transcript of the gene atg9a, whose product is annotated as ATG9 autophagy related 9 homolog A (S. cerevisiae). Gene Ontology annotation, cellular component: phagophore assembly site; autophagosome. The transcript is spliced from 21 exons. NCBI's taxonomy places the organism in Eukaryota, Metazoa, Chordata, Actinopteri, Pomacentridae. Bases 553 to 3144 code for a protein of 863 amino acids. Gene Ontology annotation, biological process: autophagy of mitochondrion; protein localization to phagophore assembly site. The record is from RefSeq and is a predicted model, not a curated record.
GCGGUGACAGACGACGCUACAUUGCUAGCUGUUUCGAAAAUGAAACUGGGUGCUGUUUGACUGCGAGGGGAAGAAAAGAAAACGAAAAUAAGACGGUUAACGGAUAGAAUUUCCGGGGCUUCACUGUUUCACACGGACACGGCGGAGGCGGAAGAAGCGGACGGUAACGACUGCGGAGAUUUGAGGGGUGACAUAUUUUUGGUGAGGGAGGCAGGCCUGUGCUGUCAAACCACGACAACAACAACACCUGAAUCAGUGCUCCUCGAUUGGCUUCAAGCGUUGAUUUAUCACCGAUAAUUACCAUAUUUUAACCACCACCCAUCAAGUGUCAGCUAUUUGUAACAUUUACUUGGAAAUGUUGAGUCAACACCAGAGCUGGAUGGGACGUAGUGUACUGGAAUGGAGGGCCUCGUCCUAUCUACAGUAGAACCAUCUCUGCCUCUACACCACCAUGUGUUGUUAUUGGUUUGGAUAAGCUAAAACCUACAUGUACAAUAAAUAAGUCUGUAGCAGCAGGUUCGGCUUCGUGGUGAGACUGAAGCGGCUGUCACUAUGGCGCACUUUGACACAGAGUACCAGCGCCUGGAGGCGUCCUACAGCGACUCUCCACCUGGAGAGGAGAACCUGCUGAUGCAUGUGCCUGAAGGAGCCAAAUCUCAAUGGCACCACAUAGAAAACCUGGACCUGUUUUUCCAGAGAGUUUAUAAUCUGCACCAGAAGAAUGGAUUCACCUGUAUGCUGCUGGGAGAAAUCUUUGAGCUGGUUCAGUUGCUGUUUGUGGUUGGCUUCACAGUGUUUCUAGCUAACUGUGUGAAUUAUGACGUCCUCUUUGCCAACAAGUUUGUACAUCACAACAAUUCAUCUAACGUCACCUUGCCUGAUGCGUCAUCUAAAAUCACCUUGCCUGAUGCGUUCCUUGGAAUGGAAUGCUGCAGUGCCAAUAUCCGACACAAUGCGUUUGUGAUCUUUUUGCUGAUAAUCUCUGGGGUGUUUUGGCUACAUCGCCUGGUCAAAUUCAUCUACAAUGUUUGCUGUUACUGGGAGAUCCGAUCCUUUUACAUCAACGCCCUUAAGAUGACCAUGUCAGAGCUCCCCUAUGCAACAUGGCAGGAGGUUCAGGCCCGGAUCGUUGAGAUCCAGAAGGAACACCAGAUCUGCAUCCACAAAAAAGAACUGACGGAGCUUGACAUUUAUCAUCGCAUCCUCCGUUUUAAAAACUACAUGGUUGCCAUGGUGAACAAAUCACUCCUUCCUGUGCGAUUUCGUCUUCCUGCUCUUGGCGAGUGUGUGUUUUACACCCGGGGUCUCAAAUACAACUUUGAGCUCAUCUUCUUUUGGGGACCAGGCUCUCUGUUUGAGAAUGAGUGGAGUCUGAAACCAGAGUACAAGAGAGGAGGUAACAGGCUUGAGCUUGCUGACAGGCUAGCAUCUCGUAUUUUGUGGAUUGGCAUUGCCAAUCUGCUGCUGUGUCCUGUCAUUCUUGUGUGGCAAAUUCUCUACGCCUUCUUCAGUUACACAGAGGUGAUCAAGCGAGAGCCCGGUUCUCUGGGAGCAAGAUGUUGGUCUCUCUAUGGUCGAUGUUACCUUCGUCAUUUCAAUGAACUGGAUCACGAGCUGAUGUCACGCCUCAGCAAAGGAUACAAGGCUGCAUCCAAGUAUAUGAACUGUUUCCUUUCACCACUGCUGACAGUGGUUGCCAAAAAUGUAGCGUUCUUCGCUGGGUCUCUUUUAGCCGUCCUCAUCGCCCUGACCAUCUAUGAUGAGGACGUUCUUGCAGUGGAGCAUGUUCUCUCAUCAAUCACACUGCUCGGAGUGUGUGUCACAGUCUGCAGGUCAUUUAUUCCUGAUAAGCAUAUGGUGUUCUGUCCUGAGCAGCUGUUGCGGGUCAUCCUCGCUCAUAUCCACUACAUGCCUGACCACUGGCAGGGCAAUGCACACAGAUACGAGACCCGAGACCAGUUCUCCCAGCUCUUCCAGUACAAAGCAGUGUUUAUUUUAGAGGAGCUCCUAAGUCCAGUGGUGACUCCCAUCAUCCUCAUCUUCUGUCUGAGAAGAAAGUCUCUGGAGAUCAUUGAUUUCUUCAGGAACUUCACUGUGGAGGUGGUCGGGGUGGGAGACACCUGCUCCUUUGCACAGAUGGACAUCAGGCAGCAUGGACACCCUGCGUGGAUGUCAGAGGGGAAAACUGAGGCAUCCAUCUACCAGCAGGCAGAGGAUGGGAAAACGGAAUUAUCUCUGAUGCACUUCGCCAUCACCAACCCCCAGUGGCAGCCUCCUCAAGAGACCACACACUUCAUCAGCCAAUUGAAAGAAAGAGUUCACAGAGAAGCCACAGGGGCUCCAUGCGACACUCAUCCACUGUCCUUGUCAGAGUCUGAACCGAGGAGUCUUGUCGCAAACCUUUUGGCAGGCCCCUCUACAUUAGCCUCUGUUCAUUUUGGCCGGGACGCCUCUUUGACCAAUCAUGCAGCAGUUGGUAUGAGCGAUGGGGCAUCUGCAUUGCGUUCACUUUCGCCAAUCAGCAGUAGUCUUCACCUGAGAGGCAGUUUGAGUGCAGCUCGGGUUGUUGGCCACACUAUCAAAACAAUGGCAGGCUCAGGGACUGAUGCCCGAACUGUGAGUUCAGGCAGCAGUGCGUGGGAGGGUCAGCUUACCAGUCUGAUCCUGUCAGAGUAUGCCUCCACUGAGAUGAGCAUUCAUGCACUUUACAUGCAUGAGCUCCACAAACAGCAGUCUCGCGGCGAGCUGUCCCGUCACACGUGGCACAGACAGGAGAGUGACGAAAGCAGCGACAGCGUCCCCGACGAAGUGAGGAGUGAACCCAACACUCACUCCAGAAAUUUCCCUCGCUCACACACUUUCCCCACCACAGUUCCCAGUCCCAGUGCCAUUCCCAGUUCAGCUUCAGCCACCAGCAGUACCACCAUGGGCCAGGAGGGAGCGGCAUCACAGAGCAGCAAUCAGCGGCGCUAUAGUGGCCCUCCCACCGACACUUUCGGUGCAGCAGGAAGGGUUGUGAGGUCGGCCCGUGUGCCCAUGGGAGGAUGGGCAGAGGAGGGUCAAACAGCACAACGACACCAUGAGCCACUACCAGAGGAGAGCUCAGAGGAUGAGAUGCCUCCUCGCAUACAUAAGGUUACAUAAUCAAGCCAAGUGAAUAAGUGUCUGCGUCCUACCCUCUUUAGAUACCCAAACACACGUCCUUAUCCUUAUCCAAACCUUUUACCAGGACUAAUCAUCUGAUCUGACAGAUGAAGAUGGAAAUGUGCAAGAAGGGCAGACCACAAUUCAUUCAAACUCUCAACUAGUGGAAUUAUCUGGACAAGUUUAGGCUGAUGUCACCAUUGCUGUUAAAAGACGCUCUCAUAACAUCCAUGACUUUACUAUAAGCCUAAACAGGCAGACAGGAUAAUCCUGUUUAUCAGAAGAGGACUGAAAGGAUCAAGUAAUUUCUAAUAGCCACUGAUAACAUCAGAUUACACUACUGUACACAGUUUUACAAUAUCAAAAGAUUACAUAAUGAAAGUGCGUGUGUUGUUAUGACAUGAACAAUUUUGACACUCAGCACUGCUGGACGCAUCCUUUGCACAUUGCAAAUUACUAACCAAUUAGCCUAAAAUGUGACCACAAUAAUCCAGAUUGUGCAUUCUGUAUUGUUCCCGCUUUAACAAAUCAGAUGGCAUGAGAAGGAAAUUGAAGAAUGUAUGGUGUCUCUAUAACAAGGCAAGCAUUCACCAAAAUGUGUUAACAAAAAUGCUGGUAACAUGCAGACUUUCACUGUGUAUAUCUGUUGUACAACUAGCAGGAGGCUGUGUUUUCAACCAAGUGUUCUGUAUUUCAGCUUGCAUUUUGCCUCUUUGCAAAGCAUAUGAAGGCCACAACUAGUUACCAUCUGAUAUUUUUAAUAUGUUGUAGAAUUUUUUCUGCAUUUACAACAGAUUUUUCUUAAGUGCUCGGAAACUUCUCCCAAAAUCUGGCGUCAUUUGCACAGACAGAUGUUGGUUUAAAAGGUAAAUUGUGCAGAGCGACACGGUAAUCUGCAUGCAGACAGGCACUGUGUAAAUAAAUGUUAUCAGGUUACUUCACUGCAACCGUGAAUAUUGAAUUCAUUAGAUUUACACAAGUGUCAGGCAAGCGUUGUGUGAUGUGCAACUAGAAAUACUGUAUUUGAGCACAUUGUAAUCUGAUGUCAACCAACUUUUGUUCCUUUACUGUUUGUCCAUUUCACAACAGACUUGCUAAAGGGUUCAGCAAACAAACAAGGCUGCUUUAGGCAUGUAAUAUUGAAUUUUCUGGCAUACAAAUAGGACCCAGGCUCAUGUGCAUGAACAUCACCCCACUUAUUCAUCAAGAGUUGAAAGUAGAUCACCCCACAGCAAGCAAACUGUCCUAUGUACCACAUCUUGCUUAGUCACAGCAUGGCAGUUUCCCUGUCAUUAAGCCAAUUCUGUAAAUCAAGAUUAAUGCACUUUAAUAAUUUGUUAAUGCAGAAGAGGGUGUCACUUAACUCGGAUUGUGUGUUUGUGUCUAUUUUCGUAUGCAUAUUUUUAAAUUAUUUUAUUUAUCAAAGGGAUGUGCCAUUAUGAUCGACAGCUGUGAGUCCAGGUUGGGUUUUUUUCUGUUGGAUCGGGAUGAAGAAGCGCAGCCACACACUGUUGGACGGGUAUCACGAUGAAGGAUGCAGGGAUUAAAAUUGAUAACUGUUGUUUUUGUUUUGUUUUGUAGAUCCUGUAAAAUACCAUUUUGUACAGCUGUAUAUUCAUCUAUUAAAGACAAGGCAAUGA